GCACCGGAAGUUCCGCGUCGGACCGGAAGCGCCGGGAUGCGGGCCGCGGCCUGGGUCUCGGUUUACACGGCGGCGGCGGCGGCGGCGUUGUUGGGCCUGUCCGGGGUCGGCUGCUCGCAGGGGGACCGCGAGCCCUACUACCGGCAAUGCGUGCGGCUGUGCGAGCGCCGGAACUGCACCGGCGCCGCGCUGAGGGCCUUCCACAGGGCGCAGCCCAUCCACAUGCAGCUGACGGGCUGGACCUGUAUCGACGACUGCCAGUAUGACUGCAUGUGGGACACGGUUGGUGUGUACAUCCAGGAAGGACUCAGGGUGCCUCAAUUUCAUGGCAAGUGGCCUUUCUACCGGUUCCUGUUCUUCCAGGAGCCCGCCUCGGCCUUCGCCUCCAUCCUGAACGGGCUGGCCAACCUGCUGAUGUUGGCCAAGUACCGGGCCGCGGUGCCGAGCGAGUGCCCCAUGUACAACACCUGCGUCUGCUUCGCCACGGUCACCCUGAACGCCUGGGUUUGGUCCACCGUCUUCCACACCCGCGACACAGCACUGACCGAG
This is a messenger RNA of Hypanus sabinus (Atlantic stingray), 549 nucleotides long. Its product is annotated as post-GPI attachment to proteins factor 3-like. The annotation marks the transcript as partial. The transcript is spliced from 4 exons. The record is from RefSeq and is a predicted model, not a curated record. Gene Ontology annotation, molecular function: hydrolase activity, acting on ester bonds. Gene Ontology annotation, biological process: GPI anchor biosynthetic process. Gene Ontology annotation, cellular component: endoplasmic reticulum membrane. Lineage: Eukaryota; Metazoa; Chordata; Chondrichthyes; Myliobatiformes; Dasyatidae.